AUGUUUGACUCGGAGGAGCUCGUCCCUACCCUAUCCGACGUCGGGCAGUUCAAGCUUGAGGAGACGCCAGAGCAACCUAAGCAAUACUUCCUCAAAUUCGACAGCAGAUACGAGAAUGAUGAGAGCAAGGCUAGAAACGCUCGUCCGGGCUAUAUCUUGGGAUACACAUCUACAGGACAGCUGAGUAAAACACCUGCAUUUGUCGACAUACUGAAGAAGCCGGAUCAGGGACCCAACGGGUACGCCAAGACCUACGAUGCAUUCGGUAAACCGGACAGACCGCCCGAGUUCUGUCCGUAUGAAAUUGACGGCGCCGGGCUGGUCCAAGUGGAAAUCGACUCGGGCCUUAUCGUGGAGGACCUGAGCAGCGAGACGGCUCUGACAGAGAGGAGAGAGCGCGGUAGUGGGCUGCUGGGAUCUGAAGCAGCUGCACGCUCUCUGGCUGAGAACCUCGCCUUUAAAAGCGUAGUGGCAGCGGCAGGAGCGCAGACAGUAUCCAACGUCAAUGGUCCUAGCAUCAAGGAGUUCAACGGGCGAAGGCUUAUUCGCGUGCCAGCAGAUAGACUGACUGGAAAAAUAUUUUGGUUGCAGCUCAACGACGGCGAGCAGCCUGGCUUUCCAUGUUUCGUGCUCGUGCUGCCAGGAGACAUACCAUCCGAGCGACCAAUUGUCUACGCGUCCAAGCCAGCAGCAACUUGGAAGCGAAUACACGGGGAUCGACAGUCGUGA
Molecule: messenger RNA, 729 nt
Organism: Grosmannia clavigera kw1407
Lineage: Eukaryota; Fungi; Ascomycota; Sordariomycetes; Ophiostomatales; Ophiostomataceae
Exons: 3
Coding region: 1-729 (242 amino acids)
Source: RefSeq, a predicted model, not a curated record